Messenger RNA from Mercenaria mercenaria, 7878 nucleotides. Its product is annotated as striatin-3-like. NCBI's taxonomy places the organism in Eukaryota, Metazoa, Mollusca, Bivalvia, Venerida, Veneridae. The record is from RefSeq and is a predicted model, not a curated record. Bases 49 to 2493 code for a protein of 814 amino acids. Gene Ontology annotation, molecular function: protein binding. The transcript is spliced from 19 exons.
CAGCGCCCUCUGCAAUAAUCAGAUUCUAAUGGCGGCUGUACCAGAAAAAUGAUAGACGAAGGGCCAGGAUCGCUUUCUGGGGGACAGGGGAAUCCGAUGAUGUCUGGAGGGCCUGGAAUGACGUCUAGACAACAACAAGAUGAAACAAACCAAAGAACACAAUACUCUAUGCCGGGUAUUUUGCACUUCCUGCAAACGGAAUGGGCCCGUUUUGAGAUGGAACGAAGUCAGUGGGAAGUUGAAAGAGCGGAACUCCAGGCAAGGAUUGCAUUUUUGCAAGGUGAGAGGAAAGGGCAGGAAAAUCUGAAGCAGGAUUUGGUUAGGAGAAUAAAAAUGUUGGAAUUUGCCCUGAAGCAGGAAAGAGCAAAAUAUCACAAGCUGAAGUAUGGUUCGGAACUGAAUCAGGAUGAACUGAAGCCCCCAAAUUUUGACAAAGAAUCUGCUGAUGAAGUCAUCGAAACCAAUCCAGUUGCGGCACCAGCAAGCAGUGCUACUUGGAGACAAGGGAGACAACUCCUUAGACAAUAUUUACAAGAGAUAGGCUACACAGACACAAUAAUAGAUGUACGUUCAGCGCGAGUACGCUCCCUGCUGGGACUCCAGCCUCAGACAGACACCGGUGAAGGCGCGCAGCCAGCUCUAGUCAACGGGGACAGUAUGAACAACAGACGAGCCAUUGAUCAAGGAAAAGCCAGAGGUUCAGGAAAGAUGCCUGCAUCACUAGUCGAGGGUGCUCUCAUGGACAGUGAGGCGUCCGUUCUCGCUACUUUUGAUUUCCUAGCCAAUGAAAACGUUGUCGAUGAUGAUGACGAAAAUUUAAGUGAUGAAAAUGAGGAAGGUAUCUCGGCCGAUGAUGAAGCAGACGAAAGAAUAGAAAAGAGCAGAGGAAAAAUAAAGACUGCAGGGAUAGAAGGUAUGGCGGGGGUUGAUGAUGAGACAGAGGAAGUACUGGCAGAGUUUGACUUCCUGGUAUCUGAGGCCGGCGAGGGUGCGGGUGAGGCUCAGAGCCAUGGUGACGGUCCUGAAUGGGAAGACGCUGAUGAUGAUGAUGAUGACAAUUUUAAUGAUGUAGAUGAUGAGGACGAAGUUAAGAAAGAUCUUGGUUCUCCGAAUGAAGAGUGGGGCGUCGACCAGCAGCUUAUAUCAAAACUUAAAGAAGAGUACAAAAAAGAACGGAAAGGAAAGAAAGCAAGGCCGAAACGUUCAACGUUACAAGCAAUGUUAGCCAAUCUUAGUGAAGCGGAUGAUUUAUCGUCGUCCCAGACUGGCGCAGCCAGCUCAAACCAGAAUAGCAUGUCUGAAGUAGAUGACCUCGCUGGUGUACAGAGCGGCGGUAACUUACAGAGUGGCAACAGGAAGCCUGUGAUAGGAGUGAACAGUAAUGAAGAAGAUCUGGACGCGGCAAUUGGGGUCGGUCUAGGCGAGCUGGCUGAGAUCACAGUCAACAAUGACGCAGAUCCUAGCAACUAUGAUAUAUCAGCCCCAACAGAAGUAUUCAGAAAGACUUGGAAUGCUAAGUAUACAUUACGAAGUCACUUUGAUGGUGUUCGAACAUUAGCGUUUCAUCCAAUAGAACCUGUGUUAAUAACUGGAUCUGAAGAUCACACGUUAAAACUAUGGAACUUACAGAAAACAGUACCGGCAAAGAAGGCAGCCUCAUUAGAUGUAGAGCCAGUGUAUACCUUUCGUGCACACGUGGGUCCUGUGCUGUGUUUGGCAGUGAGUGCCUCGGGAGAGCAGUGUUACAGUGGUGGAUUAGACUCCACUAUAAGAUGUUGGAAUAUACCUAGUUCAAAUAUAGACCCUUAUGAUUCUUUCGAUUCUAAUGUUUUACAAGACACAAUGGUUGCCCACACAGAUGCGGUGUGGGGUCUGUCAAUACACAACACAAAAACACAGCUGUUAUCGUGUUCGGCUGAUGGAACAGUACGAUUGUGGAGCCCAGGAACAAAAUCACCACUACUCAACACCUUCACUGUUGACAGUGAAGAUGGUGUGCCAACAUCGGUGGACUUUGUGCGUUGUGAUCCUGGCCAGAUGGUGGCCUCCUAUACCUCAGAUAACACGUAUCUCUUUGAUCUAGAAACCAAUAAACAAGUUCUCACACUAGAAACUAAACAAAAUAAUGAUACUGGAACAAACAAUCAAAUAAACUGUGUGGUUAAUCAUCCAACACUACCCAUUACAAUUACUGCACAUGAAGAUCGUCAUAUAAGAUUUUUUGAUAUAAACACAGGAAAAAUGAUACAUUCAAUGGUAGCUCAUUUAGAUGCUGUAACAUGUUUAGCAGUGGAUCCCAAUGGACUUUAUCUGUUGUCAGGGAGUCAUGAUUGUUCAAUAAGACUGUGGAAUCUAGACAGUAAAACUUGUGUACAAGAAAUAACUGCACAUAGAAAAAAGUUUGACGAAUCAAUACAUGCAGUUGUGUUUCAUCCUUCGAAACCUUACAUAGCAAGCGCGGGAGCGGACGCUUUAGCGAAAGUGUUUGUAUGAUAGGAGAUACAUGUAUAUAUUCUAGGAUCUUCAAAUUAUUUAGUGUACAUAGUCACCAGAAAAAAAGACCACUAGACAUAUUCGACGGCAUGUUACGAAUGACGAAAAAAUGUCAUGGUUAUGCAAGAAUUUUAGACUACACGUUUAAAUGGUAGUACUGAUGGUAAAAGGUAUCGGUACACACAGGUGUAGUGUUUUAUAAAUAAGAAUAUUGCCUGGAGCUUGGCUAUGAAGAAGAAAGGAUUUGAUUGAGGAAAAUAGUUUGGUGAAUGCAAAACAGAUUUUGGCUAUCUACCUCAGCCAAGUCGGUGAGAAAUUAGAAAAAAAUGCAAAUAGAGCAGAAGUCCGAAUAAAAUGAAGUCUUAUAAAAGACAUAAGAAAGGCAACUUGCAAAUGUGCAUAAACGUACACACACGGAUUUAUAUACCAUUAGGUAAAAAUAUAAAGUAUACAUGCGUACAUCCUAUUUUUUUUCGGAGCAAUUACCAAAAGCAAAAGAUAUUUCUAAUGCCACCAUCCGAAAGAUGACAUUCAAAAUCAUAGAUUUAAAACAUUUUGUUGAUAGAUAUUUAAUGAGUUGAUAGGUAAAAAUCAUUCUGGGAAAUAUUGACAAGUUCUAUACUAUAAACGUAUAAAGCUUAUAGAAAUCAGUCACUUGUUCAUUUUGUAAUUACGGAUCAUUCAUUUAUCAGUACUUACACUAUCAAAGAAAUCAUGUGUUGAAAUUGGGAAACAUUAUUUUUAUUACCAUAGAUGUUUAAAAGAUUUUGGAUUUAACGCAUGUUGCAGUAAGACAAUAUAUAAAGCUUUGCUGCAGAAGUACUUACUAUUAAUAGCUCUGGGUAUGUUGAAGGAAUUAAUUUUUUUGUGUGUUUGUAAAUUUGACACGAGUGUCUGAAACUUUGUUAUAAGAUGGUAUAAAUUGUCAUACUUUUUAAGCGUGUAGAGAUUACUGGAUGCAGAAAAGUUAAAACAAUUACUUACAAUAUACACCUGAAUAAGUGUCUUCGGGGGCUACAAAAAUUCCAAAGGUGCGUUGAACUUUUUUUUGAGAAAAAUAUACAAAUGAAUUUCAAUAUUUUUUGGUUAAUACUGUUUCCAGAUCUACUUUUAUUUAAAUACCUAUUAUUGUUGCUUGGAUUUAGGGUAAACUCUGGAGCUAAUUUUGGUCUUUUCUGUGUUUAAUACAAAUAUCAAGACUAGUCAGAAUUUUUUUUUUUUGGAUAAUCUAGUUUGUUGGGUGGGGGGUUAAUUUGUGAGGGGAGUCCUUAUUUGGAGGUAUAAGGUAAGAUAAGCAGUGAUUUUAACACGGAUAAGCCAGUAUCAGAUUUUGUAAUUGUGAUGUGCUAUUUAUUUAUAAAUAUUAAACUCGUCAUAUAGCCUUAUGAUGUACUGGUAUCUACAGAUGUAUAUUUUAUAUAUACGUAUAUAUUUACGGUAAACAGGCAUACUUCAGUAGCAAUUAUUACUGAUGUAUCAGUAUAGUCUUGUGCUUUUCUUUGAAUUAUAUUUGGCUUCAUUAAUGAAUAUUUGCACUACAUAUAUUAAGAACAACUUAACCCAGGACAGCUGAACAUGGUACAAUGUCUACUUAAUAUGAAUAAUCUCUGUAUACACAGCACUGCAUGACUCAUAUUGGCUCGCAGUUUCUCUGAGCAGUUUAUUGUGCAAGCCACUUAAUGUUAUUCCUUUCAGUAAGAAAUUAGUGUACUUCUUUAAAAAGUCUGCUGAACACGUUUGAGCCGCCUUAGUGAUGUUAAAACAAAUGGCUUAAGUGGUUAAAUUACAUAGUGAGCCAUGUAGAACUGAAGAAAACAUGCUAUACAAAUAGACUAAGUUUUGUUAUGCUUUGUUUCAGUGUUUUAAUGAAUUGUAAAGAUAAUAUGACACAUGUUUGAUUGACCUUUAGCCUGCUGGCAGCAAAUGAUACUGCCUUUGCAACCAGCGCAGACCAAGAUUAGCCUGCACAUCUUUGCAGGCUGAUCAUGGUCUGCACUGUUGGCUCUUCAGUCAGUUAAUUUACAGUGAAAUUCUAAUAAUAAAUGGUACUGCCUAAAUUGAAUGAUAAACCAGUUCAUUUUUAGCAGGGUUAAGCUCAAACUUUAUUUAUCUCAAAAAUGAGUACAAUCCAAUACAUAGAAGGUGAUGUAAUUAAGAGUGUGCAAACUUUUAAGACAUGAAAACACUGUUGUGUGUAAAUGUGCUAGUUUAUAUUAUGAAUGUUUUAUAUUAAUGCUAAAUGUGCUGUUAUGUUAUUAGGUAUUAUGUUUGAUGCAAUACAGACUAUACCAAAUAUUGUAUUUAUACACAAUGUACAUGUAUAUUUAGUGGAAAAAAAGCCCUCAAGUUGCCAAAUGAGAAAACAUUUCAAUUUUGUUUUGUAUCAGUUGUAUUCACACAUAGUCAAAACAAUAUAUAGCAUUUCAGUAAUUGCUGAAAAUUUGGAAAUAUUUGUGGUUACGUUAAAGCCAGAAAUCUUGUUUUCACAGAAUAUGGUCCUGUUAUAUUCUUUUUGAUGAAGGGUAUCUAUGUAACAGUGUAAUUAGAGUCACCAACAUGAAAUUACAUUUACAACAUUACCUUUUAUUUAAGCCUCUCUUUGGUCAAAUUCUUAAAUUUGAGGAAUAGGUCCAGCUGUCUUGGAGAAGGUUUAAAAUAAGGAACUGGCAGGUAUCUCAAUAUGAUGUGAUAUUUAUAAUACCAUGAUACCUAAAAGCAUAAAUAGUAAGGAUUUAAUUAAAUGACCUGAGCCUUCUAACAGGUAUUUGCAUGAGUUGGUGAUUUAGUUUUUGCUUUGGCUCUAGUAAUUUAAAAAAAAAAAGAAAACCAAGGUUAUGAAUAGAUUUUAUCACAAGCAAUACCUUUGAUUAAUGUUGUGAAAUUAUAUUUUAUGUAUCGAAUCUAGAGCAAGAAAAUCUUUCCAAAUUUUCGGCAGUUUUAUAGAUUUAAAGUGUAGAGUUAUAUUUAGUAACAACAACAGUUAAGUGUUCUGUUUUCAGUGUUCAUGGUCAGAGUUUUCUGCAUGUAUAUGAUGGGUUGGCUUUAUUUGCAAACUAUUUACAGUGCAAAUGUCUUUGUUUGAUAAACCAAAUACACAUAUAUUCACAAUAAUUUACAUUUAUGACUUAUUAGGCAUUGUGUAACUCUGGUGCACGCAGUUGAGUUCGGUAUGGUUUACAUGCAUCACAAGACAUCUAUUAGGAGAUGCAUGGACAGUGGAGGGAAAUAUGAUUAAAUGGCUUUUCCAAAACAUAUUUAACAUAAACGCUUGUUGUCCACCUUAUGAAAAUAUUGUGUUUACAUUGAUACAUUUUAAAAACAAGCUUAAUGCAGAAAGAUAAGAAGUGGCAUGUUUUAUUUCAUUAAUUCAUUAUCUCAAGUACUUACAUCAUAAUAUAAUUAGAGUUUUUUUCAAAUACUCAAAAGUGCUAUUAUGUUCAUAAAAGAAUAUAUUUAAUAUAUUCAAAACAUAUUUUUAAGUGUAUAUAGAUAGAAAGUCACGUCUAAUAAAUAUAUAUGACAGACUUUUGGUUUAAGUAAAUGCUGAUUAAUUCUGGUAAUUCAUGCUUAUUAGCCCUCAAAGUUAAAAUAAUUGUACUGAUUUGACAUUUAACACAACAAAAGAAGAAAAAAUAACAAUGCAGGAUCAUUGUCCUUUCACUGACUAGUUAUUACAUAACUGAAAGGCUGACAUUCAACCUAUAUGAAGCAGAUAAACACUUUAAUUAAUCAAAGAAACAAAUUGAUGGUACUUACCAAAUAAUUCUUACAUUAAGUAGCCUGGCACAGAUCAGAAUGGUCAGACUUGUAAUCAUGUUACUAUCUUUACAGUUAACUUGAUAACACUUAGUAUCAGUGUUAUAAAAUAAAAUGAUCUGGUACCUGGAUCUGUUUUAUGUACUUACCUGUGUUUAGUUGUCCUUUAUUUAUUUAAGAUUUUGUUAGUUUUCAAUGAAAUUUGUUGUUUUUAGUAACCUCUUGUAUUAAAGUUAAUCCCGAGUAAUAUUGCAAUUUCUGGUCAUAGGAGGAAUGAAAGAGAGGCGUUUCCUUGUAUACCUAGUUUCCUUGUGUUGUUCCAUCUUCCACCAAACGAAAAUUCUUACAUUUGUCAUCUCUUUUAACUUGCACUCUUUUUACACCCUUGGCCUAAUUUCAAAGCUUCUCUCUAGAUUACAUGUAACUGAUGAAACAUCUGUUCCCCAUAAGAAAUUCUGUCAGUUAGAAUGUCAUUUAUUGUCAAAAUUUAAUUGUGUCAAUUAGAUUUUCUUUUAUUCUCUAAUUUAUUUUAUUUGUAACUAUUGCGAUUGAAAACAUCAAAUUACAAUCACCAAUACUUUUAAGACUAUGAAAAAAGAUCUAGUUAUUUCUAAAUUUAUUCUGACAAACUAAUUAUAGGUAUUAUUACAUGUACACAAGAUAUUAUUACAUGUACAUGAGAGAAUCUGAAAAGAAAAAAAAACCAUUGAAUUUCAAUUUCUCUGUUUUAAUAUAGCUUUUGAAUUUAAAAGUGUUUAUAGCUCAUUACUUUAUACACUUGAUGGCACAAACAUUGGCAGCCUGGUUCUUUGAUACUCAUUAUUUUACUAAAUGUUGUAUGUUCAAUAUUCACCUAUACCGUGAGUGUAUUUUUGCAGAAUGAUUGCGGAUCUUUUAAACCCAAGCUGUAGCCGACUCAUCUAAUACUUGCUGUAUGAUAGGGGAUCUGUUUUUGGCCUGCUGUGGCUGGUUUUAAUGAUUACAAGCAUAUGAAGUAAAAAUGCCUCUUAAUUAUUAUUUAAGACUCUCCCAACCCCUUAUAGUUCAACUAAAUACAAAGUUGCACCAAGUUAUUCUAGGGGACCUGAUUCUUCAUAAACAAUAAUUAAUUUUAGACGCAUUUGCUCCCCUGGAACAAAAAUUUGAUACUUGCACAAUCAGACUACAAUGAUUUUCAGAAAGCUUUGUUCUGUCUUCAGAUAAUGUUGAAUUUCUUCCAUAUUUCUGGCAAUUUUAGAGUAACGUCUGUAUAACAAGUUUUAUGUUGAACUUGCGUGAACUAUAUUUAGACAUAUUUGCUAAACAGAAACUUCUUUCUCUCAAACAAUACUUGCUUUGCUUAAGUCUCUAGCUGUUGGCUUGAAAUUUUAUGAUUUUUCACUGAAACUUCAAUGCAACUCUUCUUCAGUUCAAUGUAGAUUAUCUCCCCUGUUCAGACUUAAAUGUAGAUUUGUCUCCCCAGUUCAUUGUUGCAUCUCUCACAUGUAUUGUUUCAUUUUAGAUCCCAUCUUCUAUGCUAUAUCUGUCAUGUAAUUAUUCUGUCAUAGUUGUUAAGCAUGUUUGAAUACACCUUUUUGUAAACAAAAGUACAUUUUAAUAAAUGAAAAUAAAGUAAUGUAUUACAUAUAA